This is a messenger RNA of Aspergillus ibericus CBS 121593, 2051 nucleotides long. RefSeq names its product MFS transporter. Gene Ontology annotation, molecular function: transmembrane transporter activity. The transcript has 2 exons. NCBI's taxonomy places the organism in Eukaryota, Fungi, Ascomycota, Eurotiomycetes, Eurotiales, Aspergillaceae. Bases 104 to 1843 code for a protein of 579 amino acids. The record is from RefSeq and is a predicted model, not a curated record. Gene Ontology annotation, biological process: transmembrane transport.
CUGGCCCAUUAUUCAGCACGAUGUCCUUCUUUUCAUCUCCAGGUUGGUCGUCUUUCCCCUCUUCUCUUCUUCUCUCCCGUGCACCUCCCAUUGACUUCCCCCCAUGCAGGCCUAUCUUCAGUACCGUCGCAUCGGCCACGCCGUGCGCCGACAGCUCGAGGAUUACCCGGAGUUCGCCCGGCCAGAAAUUGCCAAGGAUGACCUGCCGGGGGAAACCCCCAGGGACAGUCCCAAUCCGGACUUGCAUCGCCGUCCCAGUCCGUUACUACCAGGCGUACAGCUGAAAGACAUCGUCGAGAGCGAUGGCUCGUCUUCGUCGGUUCUUCUGGUCGACUGGGAGAACGACCACGACCCCAUCAACCCGCGCAAUUACAGCCUCGCCACGCGCUUCGGCGCAACCCUCAUGGUGUCCGCGCUGGGCUUCGCUGUCGGUGCGGCCUCCUCUAUCGAAUCCGGCGUGCUUCCGCAGAACGCAGCAGCCUUUCAUGUCAGCGACGUUGUGGCCUCUCUCGCAACAGGCAUGUACUUGCUAGGUUUCGCAGCUGGCUCGCUCGUGUCCGGACCCCUGUCGGAAAUCCUUGGCCGCAAUGUCGUCUACACUGGCUCUCUCACCCUUUUUAUGAUUUUCGUCAUGGCCUCGGGUCUGGCCCCCAACAUCGGUGCACAACUCGCCUUCCGCUUCCUGGCCGGCAUCUUUGGCUGUCCGCCGUUGACCUGCGCCGGCGGCACCAUCGCGGACCUCUGGAACCCGCUAGAGAAGACCCUCUUCUUCCCCAUGUACGCUAUUCUCUCCUUUGGUGGCCCCGUCCUCGGGCCCGUUAUCGCCUCCUACAUGGGUGAAGGCACCCUCUCGUGGCGCUGGACCAACUGGAUCAUCCUCAUCCUGUCGGGGUUCAUCCUCGCCUUGAUUCUUCUGCUGCAGCCAGAGACCUACGGCCCGCUCCUCCUGAAAUGGAAGGCGCAGCAUCUCCGACACCUGACGGGCGACAACCGGUAUCACUCCUCCAUGGAGCUCCAGAAGACGGCCCUGUUCUCCCGCAUCGGCAACGCCUGCAUGCGACAAUUCGCCUUGACGAUCCACGAACCCAUCAUCCUGCUGAUCGCCCUCUACAUGACCGUCAUCUACAUCGUCCUGUUCACCUUCUUCGACGGCUACACGUACAUCUUCUCGGACGUGCACGGCCUGUCCCAAGGUCUGACCAACAUCGUCUGGGUGGCAAUGUACGUCGGCAUCUCGUUAGCCAGCCUAUUCGUCCCAUUCGUCUACGUAUGGACGAAGCGCGAGUUCUCCGACGCAGCAGCCUCCGCCGCCGCAUCCGCAGCAGUCUCCCGAUCUGCCAGCUCCGAAAUGGUGAACGCCGAUCCCAAUCCCAACGCCACCAGCGAGAAACCCCAAUCCGACAACACCGAUGACCAAAAACCCACGCACAAGCACGUUGCUCGUCCUGAAAACCGUCUCUGGUUCGCCAUGCUUGGCGCCCCGGCUAUCCCGAUCGGACUGUUCUGGAUGGGCUGGACGGAUUAUAGCUCAAUCUCCAUCUGGUCGCCGAUCAUCGCCUCCACCGUCUUCGGCUUCGGCACCAUCUGCGUUUUCAUCUCCUCGUACAUGUACGUCAUCGACGCCUACGACAUCUACGCCGCCUCCGCGCUAGGGUUCAUGACCGUGUCGCGCUACUGCGCGGCCGGCGGGAUGACCGUCGUGGGAAUUCCGUUUUACAGUAAUAUGGGCGUGCAUUGGACGUUGACGAUCCUGGGCGCGAUUAGUGCCUUGAUGACCCCGGUGCCGUAUGUGUUUUAUCGCUAUGGACGGGUGAUCCGUGGGUGGAGUAAGUAUGCGGUUUAGUUUUUGCUUACGAUGUGGAGCAGAGCUGUUGGGGUGGUUAUUGUGGAGAUGGUUGGGGUGGAAUUGGGGUGCUAAUUCGGGGUUUGCCUUUUGGUCCGGUUAAGAUUUUGGAUCCACCCCACUCUAGAUGGAUUCCAUCGUGGAAUCAUACGGAGUACCUUAGAUAUAGAUAGAUAGAACGCAGGUAAUGAUAAUAUUUGUUUCUUAU